Molecule: messenger RNA, 7905 nt
Organism: Leguminivora glycinivorella
Lineage: Eukaryota; Metazoa; Arthropoda; Insecta; Lepidoptera; Tortricidae
Gene: InR
Product: insulin-like receptor
Exons: 26
Coding region: 400-4716 (1438 amino acids)
Biological process (GO): positive regulation of phosphatidylinositol 3-kinase/protein kinase B signal transduction; glucose homeostasis; protein phosphorylation
Cellular component (GO): membrane; insulin receptor complex; axon
Molecular function (GO): insulin receptor substrate binding; ATP binding; insulin receptor activity
Source: RefSeq, a predicted model, not a curated record
CAGCCGCAUUCCUCGACUGGGUCUGUCUGUGACUGGGUCGAGCGACUGCGGCGCCCCUCGCGGCGGCCCCGCGCCGCGCUCGCAGCCCCCCGCGCUCGACCCGCCUGUCUCCCCCGGGCCCCGGCUUGCUUCUUUCUACACUUCAGUCGUUCGCGCGCGCCUUUUGCGAUAACUCAUCUAUAUGUUCGCUUUUUAUCGCGUGCUGUGUUUACAAUACUGUGUUGUUAUUACGAAGAUUAACCAGGCAGUGAUCAGUGUCAGUGACGGAGUGUGAAAAAUUGUACACGGUUUAGUGAAAGGAUUAUUUGUGCACCGUUGGCGAUCGGCGAGACGGCCACGGCAAGCGCCGAGCUCAGCUCGGGACAUGUGGUCAGUGCGGUCAAGCGCCGGCGCGGCGUGAUGCGCGGGCGCGAGCUAGCGGGCCGGGUGGCGUGCUUGCUGCUGCUGACAUGCGCGGCACACGCCACGGCCACCGAAGUGGCGGCCCAAGAAGUAUGUCCAUCAAUGGACAUCCGGAACAACCCGGAGUCCAUGCAGAAGCUGAAGGGCUGCCGCAUCAUCGAGGGCCAGCUCAGCAUCGUGCUGAUGGAGCACGUCACCGCCAAGUACUACAACAUGAGCUUCCCCGAACUCUACGAGGUCACCGGCUACAUCCUCAUUUAUAGAAUGCAACACGUCGGCAACCUCGGCGACUUGUUCCCCAACCUGUCCGUGGUCCGCGGCCUGCAGCUGUACAAAGACUACUCAGUUGUAAUCUUUGACAAUGAGAACCUAGUGUCCCUGGGUCUCCGGUCGCUGACUCACAUCGAGCGAGGCGCUGUGCGCAUUCAGCACAACGACCGGCUCUGCUAUGUCAACACCAUAGACUGGACCAAGAUCAUGGGCGAGCGAGCUGAGAACAACGUUAUAAAGGGAAACUACGACAGCCGACUGUGCGGGCUGUGCCCCGACGCACAGAGCCGGGACCGAGACCCUCGGCACUCCGGCUCCUGCCCCGCCGACGACAGUGGCCGGCUAUUGUGUUGGAACGAAAAACAUUGUCAGAAAGUGUGCCCCUCGAGUUGCGGCAACAGCUCUUGCCUCGACGACGGCAAGACGUGUUGCGACUCGCACUGCCUCGGCGGCUGCGACGGCCCCGGCCCCGACCAGUGCCGCGUGUGCAAGGACUACUCGCUUGGCUACGGGAAAAACCGCAAGUGUGUCAGGGACUGCCCCUCCAACAUGUACAAGCUGUACCGCCGUUGUGUAAGCGAGUUGGAGUGUCGCGCCAUGAAGCCACUGAACGAUGACGCCAGCAACCGACAAGAGAUCAACAUCCUGGCUUACAAAACGCUCAAUGACUCGAAAGAGGGCGCCAAAUGCGUCUACAUCUGUCCGAGCGGAUUCCAGGAGUCCGGUGACACUCGGCGUGCGGAGUGCGUGCGGUGCCCGGCGUCGGGCUGCAGCCGGCAGUGCAGCGGCGGCAACAUCGACUCUGCUGCCGCGGCCGACCGGUUCAGAGGCUGCACCAUCAUCAACGGGGACCUCACCAUCUCGCUACCGGCCACAGGAAACAUCGUGCGAACGCUGGAGACGGCAAUGAGCGACGUCCGCGAGAUCCGAGGACGGCUCAAAAUCUUCCAAUCUAUGCCGCUCGUGUCGCUCAUGUUCCUCAACAAGAUCGAACGCAUCAUAGCCAAUCCUAAAGCUAACAGCACCGAAGCGCUAACGAUAUACAACAACCGUAACUUGGAACUGCUAUGGGACUGGGAGAAGAGGAAAGCCGAGAACAAGACGCUGGAGAUCAGGGGGAAGGUGGUCAUCCAGUUCAACCCUAAGCUGUGCCCCAGCGAGAUCAACAUGCUCAAUAACAUCCCCUACAAAAAUGAGCCGAAUAUCGAAAAUGAUAACGGAGAUGAGGCGUUUUGUAACCAGGAAGUCCUUACGUUAGCGCCGACCCGGUUCGAAACCGAUAGGGUUGUCCUCAGCUGGAAUCCCUACUGCGUCCCUGACUCCCGCAAGCUUCUCGGUUACUCGCUUUACUACAUCAUGACUGAACAGAACGUCACGCUUUACGAGCAGCGCGACGCCUGUUCCGACACAUGGAACGUGAUCGAUUUCGCUAUCGAAGACAACCGCACGGCACCCCUGAGUGGCUGUAACCGACAGAUGCUAUUCAAAGUAGUGGCCAACCUUAUCCCGGACACGCAGUAUGCGGCCUAUGUGAAGACAUUCACCACGCGCAUGGACAACACCAGGGGGGCGCAGAGCCCUAUCAUAUACUUCAGAACUUUACCUGGACGUCCCAGCCCGCCCACAGUGACGGUACGCGAAGACUCACGCGCGCAGCACAACGUGACAGUGGAAGUGACGCCGCCCGUGCGGCCCAACGGCACAAUCGUCGAGUACGUGGUCGAAGUGCAAGCCAACAACUACAACCUGCCCAAGAUCAUGGCCAGCAGCAUCGACUACUGCAGCAACCCGAGUUUGCUAUCCAACAUCAUAGCAGCUAAAUCCGAAGUGCCGCAAAAGGACGAAACUUCCAUGACUGGUGACGCGAAGAACGGCACAUGUCAAUGUCGGGAGGAGACCGAACGGUCCACCAAAUUUGAUUCCCGGGCGGAGCAAGAGCGCACCGAUACCAUCUCCUUCGAGAAUGAUCUGCAGAACUUGGUAUACAUCAAGCAAACGAAAACGACGAAAUCCAAGCGAGAGACGCGGAUCAGACGGUCGAUUGAUAGUACCGUCGUCAGCAGCAUGCUAGUCAUCGUGAAGCCCCCGGAAGGCGGACCCGACACCAUCCUUAAAUCAAAUAACACGGAUGUUGAAGGCUUCCUAAGCACGCAACACUACUCACUGCCGGGCAAUACGCGCGAGCUGACCAUCGAAAACCUGCGCCACUUCUCGUGGUACACCGUCAGCCUGUGGGCAUGUCGCGGGCGGCAUCCCAACGAGACGCUCUCAGAGUUCAAGAAGACGCGGUGCUCUGAUCGCGCUUUCUACACGUUCAGGACCACUGAGCUGAGUUCCGUGGAUAUGGUCAGCAACGUGCGUGCGUACGAGCUGCCGUCUAACAAGACGCUCGCGGACGUGAACGUGACGUGGGACCCGCCUGUCAAUCCCAACGGGUUCGUCGUGGCUUACUCCGUGUAUCUGGUGCCUGUGGAGGACAACACGAAGAUGCAGUACGGCGUAAAGAACCAGCGUUGCGUCCCACAAACGGACUACGAGAACAACGGGCGCGGGAUAGUGUUCCACUCCAUGUCUGCCGGCAACUACAGCAUCACGGUCACGCCCAUCACCGUCAGCGGCGCCGGGAACGCCUCGCACCCCGUGUACUUGUUCAUUGCGGAGCGUGCUGCGGAAUCCGGCUACGAAUGGAUCUGGGGAGUGGUGGGCGGCAUCCUCAUAGUAGUGCUAGUGAUGGCCUUCGUGGCGUGGUACGCCCGGCGGGGCCUACUCCUGCCCACGGAGGGCAACAAGCUGUUCGCGUCCGUCAACCCGGAGUACGUGUCGACCGUAUACGUUCCCGACGAAUGGGAAGUGCCGCGCGCCAACAUCGAGCUGGUGCGCGAGCUGGGGCAAGGAUCGUUCGGCAUGGUAUAUGAAGGCAUUGCGAAAGGCAUUGAAAAAGGAAAACCGGAAACUCGAUGCGCUGUGAAAACUGUCAAUGAACACGCCACUGACAGGGAGCGCAUCGAGUUCUUAAACGAAGCUUCAGUUAUGAAAGCAUUCGAUACGUUCCACGUGGUGCGACUGUUGGGAGUCGUGUCCCGCGGGCAGCCAACUCUUGUGGUGAUGGAGCUGAUGGAACACGGGGAUUUGAAGACCUACCUGCGGUCACAUCGGCCUGACUCCGACAACUCGCUACCCAAGAAGGAGUCAAGCGAACCUCCACCCACGCUGCAGAAUAUACUGCAGAUGGCUAUAGAAAUAGCCGACGGUAUGGCCUACCUAUCGGCCAAGAAGUUUGUGCACCGCGACCUCGCGGCGCGCAACUGUAUGGUCGCCGGCGACCUCACGGUCAAAGUGGGGGACUUCGGCAUGACCAGAGACAUUUAUGAGACUGAUUAUUAUAGGAAAGGCUCCAAGGGCCUGUUACCCGUUAGGUGGAUGAGCCCCGAGAGCUUAAAAGAUGGGGUGUUUUCAAGUAGUAGUGACAUAUGGAGUUUCGGAGUCGUCUUGUGGGAGAUGGCAACGCUCGCUAUGCAGCCAUAUCAGGGUCUGUCAAACGAGCAAGUCCUCCGCUACGUGGUGGAGGGCGGCGUGAUGGAGCGGCCGGAGCACUGCCCGGACCGGCUGUACGAGCUCAUGCGCGCGUGCUGGGCGCACCGCCCGGCGCAGCGGCCCACCUUCCUGCAGCUGGUCAACGACCUCGCCUCCACCGCCGCGCCCUACUUCCGCCCGCGCUCCUUCUUCCACACCCCGCAGGGGCAGGAGCUCUUCGCGCUGCAGCGGACUGCUCAAGACGAGGAGCAGGAGCUGCCGGGCGUGAACGUGGGCGCCGUGGCGACGGGCUCGGGCUCCAACCUGUUCGGCGUGUCGGGGCGGCUGGCGUCGUGGGUGCGCGAGCUGUCGUCGCUGCGCUCGCACGCGUCGGACGACGCGGCCGCGGAGCCGCUGCAGCCGCAGCCGCCGCUGAAGCUGCAGCCCGGUGGUGGUGGUGGUGGUACCGGGCCCAACGGCGUGCUGCGCGACGAGCGCUACUCGCGCGACCCGGCCGCCACGGGCUGCUAGCGCCGCGAGCCCCGGCCCCAGAGGCCCAUACCGAAUCUACCUCCGGUCCGUCGGCCGAGCCGACCGACUUCGAAUCCUAGCCGUAAGCGUAGUUAGCGAAUUACUCGACGAGCCGCCGAACCCGCGAGCGUCGCUAUAUAUUUUGUAAACGAUCGUCGACCGUGCGUAUUUCGAGCCGAGCUAUCAUUGUUGUCGCGCGUCGCCGCGCCGCCCGCGCGGACGCUCCCGAUUUAUUUUUAUUUAUAGUGUAAAUUUAUAUAUUUAAGGGAAAGUUCUUAAAUCUUCUCUGCAUUUAUAACUGUAAUUUAUUGCAUACGGAGUGUGCCGACUUGCAGAGGCGACGUUAUCUAGAAUUUAAAUCUAGUUAAUUAUUUCGUUAAGGUUUCGUCACUGACGCGACGACGCGUCGACCCGCGUCUGACGACUCGUUUUCAUAUCAGGAAAUUAAUAUUUUUGGCGAUAUUUAAGCCGGUCCGUCGACGGACGCGAAUCCUAUAUAGUUUACCUCAAUCGAUAGUUGUAUCGGUGUCAUAUUUGACAUAGCCUAUUAAUGUUAAGUUUAUCGAGUAAGAUGUAAUUUUUAUAUUAUUGUGUAGGUGUAAGAUCGUGUACGAGUUGUGUUAUUAAUUUCCUGAUAUCGAGCCCGGCCGCCGGCCGCCGAGCGCUGCGCGACCAUAGCGACUCCACUAUGUUGACGCUACAUAUAGGUAAGGAGUGUUUCUCCUUACUAUGCAUCAUUAUUUCUGCAUCUUGUGCUUUAUUUUUUUAUAAGUGACAUACAUUUUCCCGCCCAUACUGCUGUAAUAGUUAUGUUAAUUGAUAAUUAAUAAAAUUUGUGCAAACAAAUGGUCCUAAUAAUGUAAUAUUGUAAUACUCAUUAUCUGAUCCUUAGUUUUUCAUUAAAUUAAGGGUAUCUAUGGAAUAUGUAAUGUUUUCAAUCGGAUUUACAGUAAAGACUUGAAUUAUUAUUGAAUUCUAAAUUUAGCCUAAUCAUUGUUACUUAUUAUUUGUUAAUAAUAUGUAAUAGUUCAAAUUAUAGCCGUAUGUAUUGACAUAAAUAAAUGUAUCCAUGUAUAAUUCUUUAUAAUUUCCAGGAUCAUAAUUAAUAUAUACACUUAUGUAAAUAAUUACUAUGAAAACAAUGUGUUCUAUAUCAAUUAUACAAUAAACAUUACUGUAAUUUAUAGUCAUCUUUAAAUAGUGAUUGUGUUAUUAUUGUUGCGUAUGAAAAUUUACAUAAUGUACAGUUAAAUAAGUCGCAUCGUGCAGCACUAAUGUAUCGUAAACAACUCGCUCUCUGCUCGAAACGUGCCAACUAGACGUGCUCUUUGCUGAGAGCCACAAGGUAUAGUUUAUAUUAUAUCGCAGCUAUAUCAUUAGCACGUUCCGAGCAGACUACUUUAAUGGUAGUCGCGCGGUCAUCCUCUGUCUGUCGCGUAGUAACUUAAGUUUAUACGAAAUCAUAAAUGCGACAGAACAGGGGACGGGCGCGUUAAUCAAUGUUUGUAUCUGAAUAUAAUGUGGACUUGCAUAAAUGUAAUUUAAAUAGCAAUGCAAAACAAUGCAAAUAUCUGUACUUGUAAUAACAUAACUUACGCAAUAUUGUUGUGUCAUGUUUUUUAGGUAUCAAGUAUACAGUUCUGAAGUGAAACAACAUAGUAUUCCAAUGUAGAACCCGGAUUGUACUUAACGCCCGCGCGAGUGUUUUCACACGCGGCGUCGCGAGCGAGGCCUCGUGCGGGUCUCCGGCUAUGUUCAACACGUUUUAUACUUAACCAGUUCAAAAAGUUUCAUUUAUACAUAAUCGGUAAUCACGCCACAAGUUAAAAUAUAAGGGCAUCGGAUGCAGCGCCUGUGAGGCGCUGUACUAGUGUUCUAAGUGUAAACGAGUGCCUUGAUACAUCCAGCCUUAGCGGAAUGCAGGUUGGCUGACCGCGCGCCCGUGCGCCGUGCGGUCCGGACCGUGCCACAGAAAUACGAUCCAGUAAAGGUUGGGUGGGCAUGGGGCAUGUCUAACGAAUGGCUAGCAGUAAAUAUUGUAAUGGUUUUAUACGAUUCCGUUCGAUGCACCGUGGCCUUCCGCGUCGCGCCGCGACGCGGCGGUGACGGCGAGCCUCCGUCUCCGUCGGGCUCAAGGCAAGUUGCAUUCGCCGUAGUCUAAUAUAAGCUCACGAGAGUUUUGAUUUCAAAUUGUUUUCCAAAGUUGAAAUCCAAAUAAUUCUUUAAUUUUAGAAAGUGCAUAGUGCCUUUUGCUCAAUUUAUGCAAAUAUUGUAGGUACCGAUUAGCAUAGUGAUUUAAAUGUAGAGCCAUGUUUUCGUUCCACCUUUUAUUGGCGAGCAGUGGCGCCGCGCCGGCGGCGGCGCGAACCGACGAGUGGCCCGCGCCGCUCCUCGCCUCGCGUGCGGACACGAGGCAAGGAGCGGCGCGCGAGCGCGCACAACGUUGCCUCACACCGCGUUCCCUGCGGCCUGUCUUAUCACUUGCGCUCUUGUUUUCGACAGUAUUUAUUAUAUUGUGAUUUUUCCACCUUUUUAUCGUAGCUGCUGUAUACAUACCUCAUUUUAGUAAUUAUAUUAUGCGCAUAAAUUAUUGACUGAUAAUAAAUAUAAUAUUUCCAAAUGAUUGUGUUCCUUGUGUGAUGUGUGUGUGUUUGUGUAAUGGUGUAAGUGUCGGGGUAGCGUUGUGCUCUAUGCUCAAUUUAGAUACAAUUCACCAAACUUUUGAGGUAGUGUUGGAUGUACGGGUCAUUCCGCCGAUACGGAUUCACGACGAGCGCGUGUAUAUCCGCUCUUAUAGACUGAAGUAGAAUCGCGUAUCUGCCAACACACCAUUAACCGUUUUAACAUCGUCAGUGGUUUAGAUAAUUUAUGAUGAAUUUACCUAUUUAUAGUCACACACUAAAAUAUAAACUUUAUUGCCGCUUUAAUAGGUUCGUUUAGUUUAGUUAGUUUCUUUAGACGAUAGGGGUUCGAUAUUUUAUGAAUGAAGAUUGCAGCAGCUUGUUAACUCUAACGAUUAUUUUUAAAUAGCCUAGUUGUACGCUUUUGGCAGCGCGGGUAUCAGACGGACUGUCCUGUGCCGUAACGGUGGAAUGACACUUAUUAUUAGACCUAUUUAAUUUAAUGACAACCGAGUACCUAUUAAUAAUAAUUUUAAUAUUUAUAUUAAUAAAAAAGUUGCAAAAAUAA